GUUACAUUACUAGUCGUGUGGACGGAUCGCGGGGUUAGCUAGCCAUUCCAGCAAAUGUGCUUGACAGGACAGAUCAUUAGAGUAUGGGUUUAAUGGUACGAUCUACCUAGAGUGAAUUCACUCGUUUGUGGGGUAGUAAACAACACAGAGACGCGAAUUGAAUGACCGUUGACGUUGUAUACGUAGGGAUAUAGCCGCGAUGUUGGGCAAAGCCAACUUACCUUACUCACAGACAUCUGUCUUUCAAAAUUGCAAUGGCAGCAAGGGACAUCAGCGAUUUCAAGAUAAAUAUCCGAGCGACUAUUCUGUUGCGUACGAAGGGAGGAUUUUGAUCGCAAAUUAUGUGAACGCCGUUCUGGACCGCUGUUAAGUUUGAAGGUGAGAGGGCUGGGCACUUGGGAAGGGACAACAUUGCUUCAACCCAACAAGGAUUUUUUCCCAACCUCUGCUUUCCCCCCUUCCCCUUCCCCUCCAUUCCACUUCCUUCUUCCUACCUGACAUCUGUACAGUUCUCCAGUACCUGCCUAUACCUGCGAGUGAGAACAUCCUGUCCCACUCAAGCCCCCCUUGUUCCCUAAAUCACCAAUGGAUCAGAGGACACAGGGGGGGCCCUCUACGCCGCCCCCGCUCCCUGCUAACGCCCCUCCAGCAGAAAGCGAGAAAGAGGGAGUAGGAGGAAAGAAGGACGAUGAAGAGGAAAAGAAAAAGCGAGAGAAACCAAGAGAUGGGGCACAAAGUGAAACUUGUGGUGCUGAAAGUGGGACUAGUGACCAGCAGCAGCAACCCACACAGUUCUCGGUCAAAGAAACCAGUUACUCUGAGGGCAAUGUCAAGCUCAAGAUAGGCCUACAGGCCAAGCGCAUGAAGAAGCCUCCUAAGAUACUGGAGAACUAUGUGUGUCGUCCAGCCUUCCGAGCCACUGUAAGGCAUAGUGGAGGACGAGGCGGAGGCCGUGUUAAUCGUGGGGCUGGAGCCAAUGAUGGGAGCAGCCACACUUCUAGCCCAAGUCGUGGAAAAGAAGGAGAGAAAAGCCCCUCUGUCAGCCGAGGAGCACCUCUAUCAUCUAGCGCUCUUGCUGCUGCAUCUCCCUCACCUUCUCUUCCCACCAGCCCAGUCACUCCUGUGAAUGGAAGUGCUCCAGCAAAAAGGGCUCCUCCAAAACUUGCCUGUAAGUCUGAGGGAAAGGCUGAUGCAAAAUCUGUUGCUUCUUCAGAGAGACCCCUUAAUCUUCAUCGCCCCACGACAGAAAGCAAAUCACCCUCCUCUGGAAAGAAAAACCAUGUUCCACAAACCAGCUCUGCUCCUGCCCCAUCGCCACCGACAAUGCCCCCAGCUGCCACAUCGCAACAGGACCCCAAAACAGAUGGUAUCUUAACUCCUCAGUACAAUUUUCCUGAGGGGCAGAAAGAACAAGAAAGGGGAAUUUCUGCCUGGGGUACUCCUACAGUAACUGAGAAGCUUGCUCAGCUCAUAGCUACAUGCCCGCCUUCAAAGUGCCCUAAGCCAAAAGCCCGGAAGGUGUCACCAGCUCCAGCGCACAGUAGCUCGCCUCCCUUAAUUUCUAAUCUGCAGCGCCCCGAACGGGCUAUGGCCAAUAGGAACACCUAUUCCAGGGCGGUGCACCUUGCCCCACCACCACCGGUUUCACGGCCCCCAGGUCGCCCUUAUGGGUCCAAAAAUAAGGACAGUAUCCUGGAGAAAUUUUCUGGCACCUCCAGAAAAGACGAAUCAGAUGGACUUUCAAAAGGGGCCACCAGUAGCAACAGCAGCACAACCACCACCACCACUAGUACUGCACUGUCUCAAAACAGUAGUCGCUUGACAACGACAUCCACAAGUAAUAGCACUGACAACAGUACCACCAAUGGAAUGAAAUCUCAGUCUCGUCUUGGGCAUUGCCCAUCUCAUUCUUCCUUCACGGCUUCUCUUUCAUCACCACCAUCUUCCUCUUCUUCAUCCUCCUCCUUAGAAAGAAUAGAAAGUACAGGCUGUCACAUGGGUUUGCCAGGCUCACUAGCCUCACAGCCUAGAGCAAGCCCCUCCCAAAUAGAGGAGUUUACUGAGAAAGACAAAGAGCGUUACCGAGACAAAGACAUGGACAGUCCCAGAGAUUUAAGUAAGGGCUCCACACUAGCAAUGCCAGGGAAGCAAGAUGCUAAAGAAAGGUGUUCUUUGUCAGCUCCUCGAAGAGAGCGGGGUAAGAGCUCAAGCCCAGUCAAACGUAGUCCCAAUCAGGAAAGUUGUGUUAGUGGGGUACCAAGUCCUGCUGAGUCCACCAAAUGCACUAUUUCACCUUCAUACCCUUCUGGUGCCAGCAGGAGCCCACCACCACUGUGCGACGACACUGGGGCUCUAUCUCCUGCAUCACCAACUGAGCAGGAUUCAAAGCCUUUUAAGAAGCGGCGAGGACGACGGCCUCGCUGGACGAAGGCAGUGAGUCGCACCAACAAGACUUUACACGAGGCUGCUUCUAACCAUCAGAAACCAAUGCCAUCAGGGCUUUCCUCUUCAUCCCCUACUCGGCAACCUGUGGAACGGACUCCCACUGGUAAUCGCAUGUCCCCUGUUGAUUCAGAAUUUUUUGAUUCUUCACCCAAGAAGAGGGGACGGCCCAAGUCCAAAAUGCCUCGGUUAGAUGCACCAGCACGUGGCCGCACCCCAAACAAACUGGUACCCUCAAAAGUCUACUCCAGUCUGCUCAAAUCUAAAGAAGAGCAGGAUCCCCCUGUUUUGCACCCUGAAGUGGACUUUAAUCCACCUAAACCCAUGCAAAGAAAGCGAGGGCGACCCAAGCGCUCACCACCAAACCUUCCACAAGAAACCCAGCCCCCAACACUUGCUCCUGAGUCAGGGGAUACUUCAGUAGGUGAAAAACCUUUUCGUAAUAAGGGCAACGGGCAGCUCAUUAUGAAGACGAUUAUAGGCAAAAUUAAUAAAAUGAAGACAGUAAAACGGAAGAGGCUCCUGAGCCAGAUACUGUUAGGGCCGAAACCAGGGACUGAGCAGGAAAGCUCCAGAAGCAGCGGAGCGCCAGGGGCUGGGGCUGCUACAAAACCACAGUCUUUAUCAUCACUUGCUGCUACAUUUGGGGGCAAAUUAGGACCCCAGAUCAACGUUAGCAAAAAGGGGACAAUAUAUAUGGGUAAAAGGAGGGGUCGUAAGCCAAAAACAUCAGCUAAUCCCUCCCCAGGUGCCCCCACGCCCCCUCCUGAACCUUUCUUAUCACCAAACACUUCAUCCCCACACCAUCAUCACCAGUCACAGGCCUUGCAAAAUCAGCAACACCAGUUGCCUCCGUCUGAGGUGUUCCCUUCCCCAUCACUCUCGCAGUCAAGUGGGGGCCAGAGUCCCAUUAGUGAUGCUAGUUUUGUUGAGCCUGGCUCAGUGCAUUUCUCAUCCCACCCACACUGCAGCCAUUCCCAUCAGGGCCACCACUCAUUCUCCUUUCCCCCACCUACUUUUUCAGCCCCCUCUGCUCGCACUGUAGCAAGCUCCUCAUCAUUCACAACAAACCCAUCUCAAAAGAAAUCUUCUUGCCGGGGUUACCACCACCACUACCGGCAGCACUACCAUUAUCGAAAGUUUUCUCCUCCAAGGCCACUAUUGCCCACGUCUCCUGCUCCUCUUAGUGAGCUGAAGGAGGCCACACCUUCCCCAGUCAGUGAAUCACACAGCGAAGAGACAGUACCCAGUGACAGUGGCAUUGGGACAGACAACAACAGCACCUCAGACCGUGGGGAAAAGGCUGGUAGUGCAAGUGGCUUAGCUGGUCUAGGGGUCUCGCAGGGUAUGGCAAGUGGACUCUUAAUGCCUGGUGUCAUAGGCCCAGCCAUGGGAGCUGGAAUGGGGCUUUCUUCGAGAGGUAGAAGGAGGCACUCAUCUUCAGUUCACUUGGAAUGUCCCUCACCCACACCCUCCCCACUUGGAGCGAGGGCAUCACCUGAUACAAGAAGACCGCACCCAGCUGCCCCAUCUCCUGCUUUGGUUGGACAUAAAGAGAAGCACAAGCAUAAGUGCAAACGACGUGGACAUGGCUGCCCUAGCUAUGACAAACUAAAAAGGCAAAAGCGCAAACGCAAGAAGAAGUAUCUGCAGCUGAGGUCACGUCGGCAAGACCCAGACUUUUUGGCUGAUUUGGAUGAGAUCUGUGUGCAGCUCAGUGAAAUACGAAUUGGUCAUCGCACACCUACACUUCGUUUAGGUAGCAGUUUGGGUCUGGGUGCUGGGGCAGCAGGCCCGGGCCGUGGGUCUGCCUUGGGAAGGGCCAGAGCCAGCAGCAGCCUUGGAGGUGGAACCAAUCCACCACCACAUCACUAUCUACAUAGAGACCUCUUGCCCACAAUCUUCAGGAUCAAUUUUAGUGGAUAUUAUUCACCCCACCCAGCCUACCCAUGUGAUUCACUUCAUUAUGUCCGUAAGCCAGAUCUUAAAAAGAAAAGAGGGCGACCACCUAAGCUCAGAGAAUCUAUAUCAGAAGUACCUUUUGUACCUGGGCUAGGUUUUCCCCUCUCCAGCGGAGGUUUCUAUCACCCUUCUUAUGGUGUACCAUACUCUUCUGCCCCAUUGGGACUUGGCUACUAUCGUGGUUAUACCCCAGCAAGUGCCCUGUACCCCCACCCCCAUCACCAGGCUCCCCACUCUGGCCCAUCCCACCACGUUCAUUCCCCUUCUUUUCCUCCACCUCCGCCCCCUUCUUAUGUCCAUCAUCAUCACCCCUCUCACUUGCUUCUUAACCCCUCAAAAUUUCACAAGAAGAAACAUAAGCUGCUUAGGCAGGAGUAUCUAGGUGGUGGUCGUUCAUCAGUACUCUAUCCUGCAAUGUCAUCCGAGCUGUCAUUUGGCUGGCACCACAAACACAAGCAUAGGCACAAGCACCGUGAUCGCUGUGGGGAAGAGGAGGGUGAUGAUGUUGGUGGAGUUGUAGGUAGCAUUGGAGGCAGAAGUGGAGGAGGUGAGGGGUUGGGGGUCGGAAGAGGUGAGAGAGGGAGUGUAGAGUCCCUGCAGCGUUGCAGGUUCAGCCAAGAUGGCUCUGCUGACUCCAGUGCUAACAAACAGACAGCUUCUGCCAACUCCCCUUCCUCUUCCUCCUCAUCUUCUGCAGAACGGUACAAGCGAAAAGAAGCUUCUAUGUCUUGUCUUGGGCCUUCGCGACUGUCUUUGGGCAGUGUGAGCCGGGGGCAUCAUCCUGUUGACUCCUGGUUCAGGAUGGGAAGUUCUGAAACGGAUUACUCCAAACUCUCUAGAAACCAGUCCCUUUCUGGGUCUGGUGCAUUCUCUGAAGGACAUGUGCAAAAUACAGUCGAGUGCUCAGAGAGUGAUGAAGAAGAUGCUGCCUCCCCUAUUGAGGAGGCAGAGACCAGCCACCACACCAACUUGUUCACAUCUGCACUAUCUCGAACCUCCCUCAAAGGGAGUCGCAGCAAAAAAGGUGGAACAUCAGAGAGCCCUAGUCUUUCACGGUUGGAUCGGACAGUGAGAAGGGAUCGUUCCACAUCUGCAGAAAGAAGAGAGAUGGGAAAUGUGUCUGGCACACAGAACCGAGUUGGCCAAUCCAUUGUUCCUGAGGUUUCUGAGGGUCCCCAUCAUCGGCACCACCAUCACCACCACCCUCCCCUAUCCCUCUCACACUCUGCCUCUUGUCUUUCUCACUGCACUCUCGACCAGCCUGGAAGCGUCACAGCUCUCCGACCCUCUAGCCGCCAGGCUAGUCCCUCCACGUGCUCCUCCCAGCCUGUAUGCUGUCGUGACUCCCCCCCUUCGCAUCACUCCCAUCGGCCCCCUCCCAAAAACAACCUGCAUCAUGUCAACAAGAUCCUUCGUGCAAAGAAGCUCCAGAGGCAAGCACGCACAGGAAACAACAUGGUGAAAAAACGAGGUCCAGGCCGUCCCCGCAAGCACCCGCUGCCCUCGCCUCCCCCGUCGCCCCCACCACAAACAUCUGAACAAGAGAACCACCCUUUACCUGAAAGGCACAGAGGAAGUGUGCUUUGGGAGGGAGACACCGUGGUUGACGUCAUUGAGUCUGUAAUACAGAGUCAGCGCAGAAAGGGACGCAAGAGAAAACGCUGGGAAAGGGAGACAGAAGGAGGUGACGAGGAAGAAGAGGAACCGGCAGAGGAAAGAGAGGGGGAGGAAGAAGAAGAAGAACGACCAGCUGCUAGAGAGGAAGAUGUGAUGGCAAGAGCUAGAACAGAAGGAGGGAGGGGAUGGUUGACGCAGGAGGAAAUGCAUUGUUUUCGCAGCGCUCUGGAGGGAAAACCUGAUGGCCAAUCCUCCCCAGAGCGCACAGGCCCUACUUCCGUGGAACAAGCCCCAAACCCAUCAGUGACCAGUCAGCGGGAGAAGAGAGUUGCUAGACCACCCAAAAAGAAGUUUCAAAAGGCUGGGCUUUACUCUGAUGUGUACAAGACUGACGAUCCUCGCAGUCAGCUGCUACAACUAAAGAAGGAGAAGUUAGAAUACACUCCAGGUGAACAUGAGUAUGGCCUUUUUCCUGCCCCCAUUCAUGUUGGGAAAUACUUGAGACAGAAACGCAUUGAUUUCCAGCUGCCUUAUGACAUCCUGUGGCUUUGGAAACAUGAUCAGCUCUACAAGAGACCUGAUGUGCCUCUCUACAAGAAGAUCAGAUCCAAUGUCUAUGUGGAUGUGAAGCCUCUUUCUGGCUACGAAGCCACUACCUGUAACUGCAGGCUGCCUGAAGAGCACAGUGAGAAGGGCUGUCAGGAUGACUGUCUAAACAGGAUGAUCUUUGCUGAGUGUUCUCCAAGUACAUGUCCUUGUGAUGAUCAAUGUGAUAACCAGCGUAUCCAGAGGCAUGAGUGGGUGCAGUGCCUCGAGCGCUUCCGGGCUGAAGGGAAGGGCUGGGGGAUUCGAACCAAACAGCCCCUACGUUCCGGCCAAUUCAUCAUCGAGUACUUGGGAGAGGUGGUCAGCGAACAGGAAUUCAGGAGUCGCAUGAUGGAGCAGUACUUCUCCCACAGUGGCCACUACUGUCUGAACCUGGACAGCGGCAUGGUCAUCGACAGCUACCGCAUGGGCAACGAGGCUCGCUUUGUCAACCACAGCUGUGAGCCCAACUGUGAGAUGCAGAAAUGGUCGGUGAAUGGAGUGUACCGUAUUGGUCUGUUUGCUUUGAAAGACGUCAACAGCGGAACAGAGCUGACAUAUGACUACAACUUCCACUCCUUCAACACAGAAGAACAGCAAGUCUGCAAGUGUGGCUCAGAGGGUUGCCGUGGCAUCAUUGGCGGCAAGAGCCAGCGAAUCAAUGGGCUGCCUGGGAAAGGGGGCGGAUCAGGGGGCGGAGCCCGGAGGCUGGGGAGACUGAAAGAGAAACGCAAGUCCAAACACUCACUGAAGAAACGGGAGGAAGAGUCCAGUGACAGCAGCAAGUUUUACCAGCACCUUUUAAUGAAGCCUAUGUCAAACAGAGAGAGGAACUUUGUGCUGAAACAUCGAGUGUUCCUGCUGCGGAAUUGGGAGAAGAUGCGGGAGAAACAGGAACUUCUGAAGCGAGAAGGAGAGCGAGAGAGGGAGAACAGUGGUCUGUCUCUUUACACACGCUGGGGAGGAGUCAUCCGCGAUGAUGGCAACAUCAAGUCAGAUGUAUUUCUGACUCAGUUCUCAGCGCUGCAGACAUCACGCUCUGUGCGCACACGCAGACUUGCGGCAGCCGAGGAGAACACGGAAGUUACACGCACUGCACGCCUGGCACACAUCUUCAAGGAGAUAUGUGACAUGAUCACAAGCUACAAGGAUUCAACUGGUCAGACUCUUGCUGCUCCGCUGCUUAACCUACCUUCUAGGAAGAGGAACAUACAGUACUAUGAGAAGGUCACCGAUCCGCUAGAUCUCAGUACCAUAGAGAAGCAGAUCCUCACUGGGCACUACAAAACCGUCGAGGCAUUUGAUUCGGACAUGCUGAAAGUGUUUCGUAAUGCUGAGAAAUAUUAUGGCCGUAAGUCUGCUGUGGGUCGUGACGUGUGCCGGCUGAGAAAGGCGUACUACGGUGCGCGUCAUGAGGCUGCGGUUCAGAUUGAUGAGAUUGUGGGCGAGACUGCCAGUGAGGCCGACAGCUCUGAUUCGCUGGAGAGAGACCACGCCCACCAUCACCAUGAUGGAGGGGGCAGCCAUGACAAAGACGAUGAUGUGAUCCGCUGCAUCUGUGGCAUGUACAAGGAUGAGGGGCUCAUGAUCCAGUGUGAGAAGUGCAUGGUGUGGCAGCACUGUGAUUGUAUGCGAUUGGAGGCCGAUGUGGAGCAUUAUCUCUGUGAGCAGUGUGACCCUCGUCCAGUGGACAGGGAGGUCCCAAUGGUGCCCCAACCCAGUUAUGCCCAGUCAGGAUCCAUCUAUUAUAUAUGCCUGCUUCGUGAUGACUUACUAUUGCAUCAGGGUGACUGUGUGUACCUCAUGAGAGACAGCAGACGCACUACAGAAGGCCAGCCGGUGCGUCAGUCAUACCGUCUCCUGUCUCAUAUCAACAGAGACAAACUGGACAUCUUCCGUAUUGAGAAACUCUGGAAAAACGAAAAAGGUGAGAGGUUUGCCUUUGGUCAUCACUACUUCCGUCCCCAUGAGACGCACCACUCUCCUUCCCGCCGCUUCUAUCAUAACGAGUUGUUCCGAGUGCCUCUGUAUGAGAUCAUACCGCUGGAGGCGGUGGUGGGAACAUGCUGUGUGUUGGACCUGUAUACUUACUGCAAGGGUCGUCCGAAAGGGGUAAAGGAACAGGACGUUUACAUCUGUGACUACCGGCUGGAUAAAUCAGCACACCUGUUCUACAAGAUCCACCGCAACCGGUACCCAGUGUGCACCAAGCCCUAUGCGUUCAACCACUUCCCCAAAAGACUGACACCGAAGAAGGACUUCUCACCUCACUAUGUGCCGGAUAACUACAAGAGGAACGGCGGCCGCUCUGCCUGGAAGAGCGAGCGGCCCAAAGGUGCAUCAGCCUGUGAUGAAGAGCCCUCCCCCAGCGUGUCAUGUGACCGGCUGUCUGCUGGCUUCUCCAGAGAUGGGGACGAGGACGGAGGGAGAGGAGCGGAGGGAGAGAUGGAGACCCCUCAGGAGGACUCCAGCGCCCCUGUUCCCCAGCUAUCCACGUCACAGGAAAGGAGGACAGGUGGGGAGGAGGAAGACAUAGAGGAAGAAGAGGAGGGUGAAGAGAGGAGAGAGACGGACGAGGGCUCCCGAGAGAGAGGGGGAGGAGGAGGGCGGGACGCAUUGGAUGCCCCUUGCUCUUCCUCACUCUCCUCUUCACCUCUUCAUCCAUCCAUCCUGGGAAGAAGGGAAGCACAGAGAGUGAGACUGAACAAGAUUCUGCUCGACCUGCUGCACCGGGUGCCCAGCAAGAAUGCGAUAGAUGUGACGUAUCUUCUGGAGGAAGGCUCUGGUCGCCGCCUCCGCAGACGGACACUUGGACUGAGUGAAUUUAUUUGCAGGAAGUAAUGCUGACUACACUCUCUGCCGAGCAAGCUUGCAGAGCAGCAAGAGAAUAAUGAAUAUGGAGGAGCAGAGGUGGACUACUCCUGAAAACGAGGGGGUCAACAGAGGUGAAAGGCGACAAGUUCAGAUUUAGAAAAACAAGCUUUGUAACAAGAGAGACCGGCCCGAGUUUCGUGCACUGAGGACAUAGCCGUCAAGCUUGAUGCAUUUAAAAAGAACAAGUGUCAGACAUAGGAAAGUUUGCUUUGAAAUUCUAACAGAAUUGUUGCAGAUGAACUACUUCACUGGUCAAAUGUCUCCUAUGACUAUGUGGUACUAUAUUUGGCCUUUAUUUCGGGUGCAAAUGGAAACAUGUGAGUCUCGCGCCACCUUGUGGUCGACAAUGGGAAUGACUUGAGUGCAACCAAGAAAGAAAAAUAAAUAAGAGCAUCAUAGGAGGUGCAGUGUAGCGCACACACACUGCCCGUAGACUGAGAAAAAGAGAGAAAGGAGAUAGCUAACUGCACUUUUAACAACAAGGACAUCAUUCGCUCCCGGAGAUGUACGGAUAAGACACACUAACACUCACGCAGUAUUGAUCAAUGCUGUAUGAUAAAGCAAAACAUAAGUAUGUUACCUUCUUUUUCUGUUUGUUUUUUAUUUGUUAUACUGUAAUUACAUUAGGAAUUGAGCACGAUGGGGGUAUCCAUAUUUGUGAGCUCGGGACUUCGGGACUGGGCUUGAAUGUUUCGCUCCUGUUAUCGUGGGCAUUGCGAUUGGUUAGAAUGGCUGCCAGCCCCGCCCCCUUUUUUUUUAAAGUAUUUAAUUCACCAGCUCAACAUAAAUACAAAAAAAACAAACAAACAAACAAAAUCUAGCAGUGGAGGCACGCUGGCUUUAUAUAACGCCUUAGAAUGCCGUUAUCUUGAGUGUUUUUUUUGUUUAUGGUAGUGUGUGAGAUUCUUUACGGUGUUUGUGAGCGUGUGUGCGAGCCCAUUCUAAUAAUAUAAAUACGAAAGAGGAAACAACGAAGGGCUUGACAGCAGUUAAUAAACGGUUAAAUUCAUGAAUUCACAAGAACUUAUUGUAUCAUGUAAUGUCAUAUUUUUUGUGAGUGGCUUGUAGGGCGGGUGGGAUGGGGGCGGGGUCAGGUUUUAGUGUUGUUGUUUUCUUUUUCUUUUAUUGUUUUUAAUGGCCUUUCAGGUUGUCAUGGAGAAUGUUUAUGAACAGAAUCAUGAUGAGAUUUUUGCCCUUAAUGCAUCAGCUAUGACAGAUAAGUAUUUCAAACCCCUUAGAUGGACCGACAAGGAAAAAAACAAAACAAUGAAAACUGACAAACGAAAGGGAAGAAAGUUGUAUAGUGCCAAGCUAUGUAUAUAAACAGACAGGAAAAUGUGAGAAAUGUCUCCAAAAGCAAUAUCUUGAUAAUGGAUUUUGUGUAUUGAAUUGUACAGGAUUCAGCCCUAUAUGUAUUAUUAUUAUUAUUAUUAUUAUUAUUAUUAAGAUUCUUCUUAUUAUUAUGCGAUUUGUAUCGACAGAACUGUCACAUGUAACUUUUCGAGAAGCGGACGAGAAAGCGGCAGACAUUAUGAUUAAUAAUCGCUACAAAUUUCCGGCAUAAGCGGCGAACCGUCUGAAACUUUGUAACCAAAACCAUGAAUUGAGCUCAUUGCGAGAGGGAGGAUGGACUUUGUGGAAGGGGAUGUCGCAGUGACCCCUCACCUGGCACCCGUCACUGUAAUAAUUAAUAUUAACAUUAUUCUAAUUAUUAUUAUUAUUACUUUUUGAGGAGAAAAAGAUAUAAUGUUCCUCGUUUUUUGCUGCAAAGUGUUGAACACUAAAAAAACAAACCAACAUAAAAAUGUAAAAUGAUAUUUUGGCAGAAAAAAUAAGCUGUCAACCCAAUAUCAUGUUCUUAAUCUCCUUUUUAAUUUGUAAUUUUUUUUAUUUUUUGUUCUUCAAAUGAGAAAAGAUUGUUCUGUUUUUUGUGAUGGCGGUCAUAAAUAUAAUGCUUUUAUUUCUUGUAUUUGUGUGUUUUUGUGUGAUUUGUUUAGUUAUUUUUUUAGACAAUCACAAAAUAAGAUGCAAGCAUUGUAUAUGGACAGACUGGCAGGCAUUUUGUGAUGUUGUGUACAGUUUGUCGAAACUUCUUCCACUCUGGUUCAAAGUUUGUAAUUAUAAAGUCAUGAAAAAUGCUGUUGGUUUUUACUUUUUUUGUUUUAUAUUCUAUUCGUUUUGUUUGUUUUUUUAAUAAAAAGCACUACAUUAUUGUGAAUAUACUUGCCUGUUGCUCAUACAUUUAGCAGAGAAUCUGUGAUACAGUUCUUUAUUAGGUCAUAACCAUUAUUAUUCCAGGUAUACAGACAAAUCGUAUUUUAACUGUAUGGACAGUCAUUACAUCUUCAAAUAAAGUGAAUUUUAACUA
Sinocyclocheilus anshuiensis is the source of this 11848-nucleotide messenger RNA. RefSeq names its product histone-lysine N-methyltransferase ASH1L-like. The transcript has 27 exons. NCBI's taxonomy places the organism in Eukaryota, Metazoa, Chordata, Actinopteri, Cypriniformes, Cyprinidae. The record is from RefSeq and is a predicted model, not a curated record. Gene Ontology annotation, biological process: regulation of DNA-templated transcription. Gene Ontology annotation, molecular function: chromatin binding; protein binding; DNA binding. Gene Ontology annotation, cellular component: nucleus; nucleoplasm. The coding region runs from base 586 to 9447 and encodes 2953 amino acids.